Mirounga angustirostris (Northern elephant seal) is the source of this 6125-nucleotide messenger RNA. It is a transcript of the gene CASKIN1, whose product is annotated as CASK interacting protein 1. Gene Ontology annotation, molecular function: protein binding. NCBI's taxonomy places the organism in Eukaryota, Metazoa, Chordata, Mammalia, Carnivora, Phocidae. The record is from RefSeq and is a predicted model, not a curated record. Gene Ontology annotation, cellular component: cytoplasm.
GACGGAGGUCAGCGGCCGCAGGAGGGGGACCCAGGCGUCCGGGAGGCGGCGCCAGGUGCCGCGCCCCCGCCCUGGGCCGCCCCCCGCCCGUGACGCGCUCCCCGCCCCUCGGCGCCGGGAGCCCGAGCCCGAGCCCGAACCCGAGCCCGAGCCCGAGCCCGAACCCGAGCCCGAGCCCGAGGACGGCGCGGGGCGCGGGUGGCGGAGGAGGCGGCGGGGGAGGCAAGAGGAUGCGGCCGGGGCCGCGGGGCCGCCGCCGCCGCCUCUGAGCCGCGCCGAGCGCACGGAGCGCAGCCGCGUCGCUGCGGCCGGGCCGCGCCAUGGGGAAGGAGCAAGAGCUGGUGCAGGCGGUGAAGGCGGAGGACGUGGGGACCGCGCAGAGGCUGCUGCAGAGGCCGCGGCCCGGGAAGGCCAAGCUCCUGGGCUCCACCAAGAAGAUCAAUGUCAACUUUCAGGACCCCGAUGGCUUCUCUGCCCUGCACCACGCGGCCCUGAAUGGCAACACGGAACUGAUCACCCUGCUGCUGGAGGCCCAGGCUGCUGUGGACAUCAAGGACAACAAAGGCAUGCGGCCGCUGCACUACGCGGCCUGGCAGGGCCGGAAGGAGCCCAUGAAGCUGGUGCUGAAGGCGGGCUCAGCGGUGAACAUCCCAUCCGACGAGGGCCACAUCCCUCUGCACCUGGCAGCCCAGCAUGGUCACUAUGAUGUGUCCGAGAUGUUGCUGCAGCACCAGUCCAACCCGUGCAUGGUGGACAACUCGGGGAAGACGCCCCUGGACCUGGCCUGUGAGUUCGGCCGCGUUGGGGUGGUCCAGUUGCUCCUGAGUAGCAACAUGUGUGCGGCCUUGCUGGAGCCCCGGCCGGGGGAUACCACCGACCCCAAUGGCACCAGCCCCUUGCACCUGGCGGCCAAGAAUGGCCACAUUGACAUCAUCAGACUCCUCCUCCAAGCCGGCAUUGACAUUAAUCGCCAGACCAAGGCCGGCACAGCCCUGCACGAGGCCGCACUCUGUGGGAAGACGGAAGUGGUGCGGCUACUGCUGGAUAGUGGGAUUAAUGCCCACGUGAGGAACACCUACAGCCAGACGGCCCUGGACAUCGUGCACCAGUUCACCACAUCCCAGGCCAGCAAGGAGAUCAAGCAACUGCUGCGAGAGGCUUCAGCGGCCCUGCAGGUCCGGGCAACCAAGGAUUAUUGCAACAAUUACGACCUGACCAGCCUCAACGUGAAAGCUGGGGACAUCAUCACGGUCCUCGAGCAGCAUCCGGAUGGCCGGUGGAAGGGCUGUAUCCAUGACAACCGGACAGGCAACGACCGGGUGGGCUACUUUCCAUCCUCCCUGGGCGAGGCCAUUGUGAAGCGAGCAGGUUCUCGAGCAGGUGCCGAACCAAGCCCAUCGCAGGCGGGCAGCUCAUCAGGGCCCUCCGUGCCCCCCGAGGAGAUCUGGGUGCUGAGGAAGCCUUUUGCAGGUGGGGAUCGCAGCGGCAGCGUGAGCGGCGUGGCCGGUGCAAGAGGUAGUGGGGGCCACACCCUGCACGCAGGCUCCGAAGGGGUCAAGCUCCUGGCAACAGUGCUCUCCCAGAAGUCCGUCUCCGAGUCCAGCCCCGGGGACAGCUCUGUCAAGCCUCCAGAGGGCUCCACAGGUGCGGCCCGGGCCCAGCCUCCAGCGGCCCACGCUGGGCAGGUGUAUGGGGAACAGUUGCCCAGGAAGCUGGAGCCGGCAUCGGAGGGCAAGAGCGCCGAGGCCGUGAGCCAGUGGCUCGCCACGUUCCAGCUGCAGCUCUACACCCCCAAUUUCAUCAGCGCCGGCUACGACCUGCCCACCAUCAGCCGCAUGACCCCGGAGGACCUCACGGCCAUUGGGGUCACCAAGCCGGGCCACCGGAAGAAGAUCACCGCGGAGAUCAGCGGCUUGAGCCUCCCCGACUGGCUGCCUGAGCACAAACCCGCGAACCUGGCGGUGUGGCUGUCCAUGAUUGGCCUGGCCCAGUACUACAAGGUGCUGGUGGACAACGGCUACGAGAACAUCGACUUCAUCACCGACAUCACCUGGGAGGACUUGCAGGAGAUCGGCAUCACUAAGCUGGGACACCAGAAGAAGCUGAUGCUGGCAGUGAGGAAACUGGCGGAGCUGCAGAAGGCAGAGUAUGCCAAGUACGAGGGGGGACCCCUGCGCCGGAAGGCCCCACAGUCACUCGAAGUGAUGGCCAUUGAGUCGCCAACCCCGCCUGAGCCAGCCCCCGCUGAGUGCCUGUCUCCUAAGAUGACCACCUUCCAGGACAGCGAGCUCAGUGGCGAGCUGCAGGCUGCCAUGACUGGCCCAGCAGAGGGGGCCACCGCCGCCACCACUGCCGAGAAGCCCUCCAACCACCUGCCCCCGACGCCGAGGGCCUCCAUACGGCAGGAGCCCAGCCUGGGAGGACAGGCUCGGCACAUGAGCAGCUCUCAGGAGCUGCUGGGUGAGGGGCCCCCCGGGCCUGGCAGCCCGAUGUCACGAAGCCAGGAGUACCUGCUGGAUGAGGGGCCAGCCCCCGGCACCCCACCCAAGGAGACCCGGUCCAGCCGCCACGGCCACGGUGUCAAGCGGGCCAGUGUGCCCCCGGUGCCGGGCAAACCGCGGCAGGUCCUUCCGCCAGGUGCCGGCCACUUCACGCCCCCUCAGACGCCCACUAAAGCCCAGCCAGGCUCCCCUCAGGCCCUGGGGGGGCCUCAUGGUCCCACCCCAGCCACAGCCAAGGUGAAGCCCACCCCACAGCUGCUGCCACCAACAGAGCGACCCAUGUCACCCCGUUCGCUGCCUCAGUCACCCACGCACCGUGGCUUUGCCUACGUGCUACCCCAGCCCGUGGAGAGCGAUGCAGGGCCAGCUGCCCCCGGGCCCGCACCUGCGGCCGCGCCUCUGCCCGUGCCCACGCUGUGCCUGCCUCCGGAGGCCGACGUGGAGCCGGGGCGGCCCAAGAAGCGAGCCCACAGCCUGAAUCGCUAUGCAGCGUCCGACAGUGAGCCAGAGCGGGACGAGCUGUUGGUGCCAGCUGCCGCGGGGCCCUAUGCCACCGUCCAGCGGCGUGUGGGCCGGAGCCACUCGGUGCGAGCGCCUGCCGGCACCGACAAGAAUGUCAACCGCAGCCAGUCCUUUGCCGUGCGGCCCCGAAAGAAGGGGCCGCCCCCGCCCCCGCCCAAGCGCUCCAGCUCCGCCAUGGCCAGCGCCAACCUGGCCGACGAGUCGGUGCCGGAUGCUGAGAUGGAGGGGGCUGGGACCGAGGAGGGCCGGCUGGGGGUGCGGGCACAGCGCCGACGGGCUAGUGACCUGGCCGGCAGCGUGGACACAGGCAGCGCCGGCAGUGUGAAGAGCAUCGCAGCCAUGCUAGAGCUGUCCUCCAUCGGGGGCGGGGGCCGAGCGGCCCGCAGGCCCCCAGAGGGCCACCCCACGCCUCGCCCUGCCAGCCCGGAGCCAGGCCGGGUAGCCACAGUUUUGGCCUCAGUGAAGCACAAGGAAGCCAUCGGGCCUGACGGUGAGGUGGUGAACCGGCGCCGCACACUCAGUGGGCCGGUCACGGGACUUCUGGCCACUGCCCGCCGGGGGCCUGGGGAGUCAGGGGGGCCUGCAGAUCAUGGCCACUUUGUGGAGGAUGGUGCCACCCGGCAGCGGUCUCGAGGUCCAGCCAAGGGUGAGGCAAGUGCGGAGGGCCCGCCCCUGGCCAGGGUGGAGGCCAGUGCCACGCUCAAAAGGCGCAUCCGAGCCAAGCAGAGCCAGCAGGAGAACGUCAAGUUCAUCCUGACUGAGUCUGACACAGUCAAGCGCCGGCCCAAGGCCAAGGAGCGGGAAGCAGGUCCCGAGCCACCACCGUCACUGUCCGUGUACCAGAACGGCACGGGCACUGUGCGCCGCAGACCCACCUCUGAGCAGGCUGGGCCCCCAGAACUGCCCCCCCCACCCCCACCUGCAGAACCCCCACCCUCCGACCUGCUGCACCUUCCCCCCCUGCCCCCGCCGGACACCGAUACCCGGAAGCCAGCCAAGCCGCCAGUCUCUCCCAAGCCCGUGCUGGCUCAGCCUGUGCCCAAGAUCCAGGGCUCACCCACGCCUGCCUCCAAGAAGGUGCCACUGCCAGGUCCUGGCAGCCCAGAGGUGAAGCGCGCCCACGGCACGCCGCCGCCCGUGUCUCCCAAGCCGCCGCCGCCGCCCACGGCGCCCAAGCCGGCCAAGGCCGCAGCGGGGCUGCAGUCGGGCAGUGCCAGCCCGUCCCCCGCGCCCUCGCCGGCUCGCCAGCCGCCCGCCGCCCUCACCAAGCCGGCCAGCACGCCGCCCUCGCUAAGCGCCAGCCCCGCCAAGCCCCCGUCCCCCGGCGCGCCCGCGCUGCACGUGCCCGCCAAGCCGCCGCGCGCAGCCGCAGCCGCAGCCGCAGCUGGGCCCCCUGCCGCGCCCGACGGCGCCUCGCCGGGAGACAGCGCCAGGCAGAAGCUGGAGGAGACUAGCGCGUGCCUGGCGGCGGCGCUGCAAGCCGUAGAAGAAAAGAUCCGGCAGGAGGACGCACAGGGCGCACGCCCCUUGUCCGCGGAGGAGAAGAGCGCCGGCAGCAUACUGGACGACAUCGGCAGCAUGUUCGACGACCUGGCGGACCAGCUGGACGCCAUGCUGGAGUGACGCGGCCGCGCACGUCGGGCCCGCCCGCGCCGCCGGGGCCCCGGCCCGCACACUGACCUUUACCUCAGGGUGGGCACCUCUGGGCGCAGCGCGAGCGGGCAGGGCGGCCAGCCGACGGGGGCCAGGAGCAGGGGACGGCCUGGUCGUCCGUCCCCUGCACAAGCACAACUCCUGCCCCUGGGCCCAGGCCGGACAGCCGGCCUGGAGGACUGCCUGGCCAGGGGACCCAAGGGCUCUGGGUAAACGCUGCUGCCCGGUGGGUGCCCGUUCCUGUCUGCUGCGCCCCGUGCAAUAACUGCUGGGCCGCCCGCCCACCCAUGCCAGGCUCUGCCUGCUGCGGGUGCAGGAGGGGCGGCCCCGGCCCCCUGCCGUGAGCCCAGGUGGGGCCUGCCCGGGCGGGAGGUGGGAGGUGGGCAGCUGCUUUAGCCCCCUCCCCAAUCUGUGGCAGAGCACAGGCCUAUGCCCAGCACAGAGCUGCCCAUUGGGGACUUCCGCCCACCGCUCCAGCGCAGCACAAGGGGCUGGGGCUGGGGUUGCGCCCCUGCCCCACUGUACCCCCCAGAAUAUAAGCUAUGGAGAGUGUUAAUUUAUUGGGAAUGAGCUGAGGCAGAUUUCCCCAAAGAAACAAAAAGGUAUAACUUUAACAAAUAUAUAUUUAAAGAAAGAAAAAAUAUUAUUGAUUCUAUAGAAAACCAUUUACCAACUGUAAGGACACUGAAGUCUAGCUCAAGACAAAAGCUGUUAGAGGCCCUGGCCGUCUGUCUGUCCAUCCUUCCCUCCCUCUGUCCAGGACCUCUGGCCCAGUAGCACAAACAGGAGGCUGGGGUCCGGGAGGGUCCAUGCUCCGCUAGGGCCUCCCCUUCCUCUCUCUCUUUCUCCUAACUUCUCUGCGUCUGAAGAACUCGAAGGAUGUGCCUUGCUUGCUGCUGGGCUGUGUCCUCCACACCGUGGAGCUAGUGGGGAGGGCUCCCUGCUCUCCCGGGGUGCUGGUGGGAGGUGCGCCUGGGCUUUGGGGGAGCUGUGCGUGCAAUGUGGGCACACCAGCCAGGUGACAGCGGUGGGUGGAGGGUGUGCAUGCCAGACUGCGUGUGGCACGUGCGAGGGUGUGCCUGACCCUCCCUCCCCAGGGCCCUCCCCCAUCCAAGUUCCCGCGGACGCUUCUGCUCAUGGUCCCAGGCUGUGUCGUGUGGUCGUUCUUGCCCUCUCUCUCUCCUCUCUCCUUUCCAAAAAGUACUGACUGGCCUCCUCUAUUGUGUUUGCUGAUCCACGUGUGUUGGGCACAACUCUGACAUUUCUUAAAAAAAAAAAAAAAAAUUUUAACGCCGAAAACCAGCGGUUGUGAUGCGGGCGGGCAGAGGGGAUUGGCCAAGGUGGCAUCUGGGCGUGUGGGGCCCCUUCCAACUGUCAUGCCCUGACACUUCCCCAGGUGGGUGCGCCUGGCUUCUCUUUAGUGGGCGGCCCAGGCUGGGGCUCCAGCAA